AUGACUCGUUCAACGAGAUACUCCCCAAAUGUUCUCGAGCAAUGGAAACCUUACAUCCAGAGCCUGUACCUAGAGCAAGAAUUGACAGCACCGACAGUCGUUGAAACCCUCGAGACUGAAUGUGACUUGUCCGUCACCAAGAGGCAGCUAAAGCUCCGUUUCGAAGCAUGGGGCUGGUUCAAGAAAGUCCGACAGGAGUAUUACUGUGCCAUGAACAAAGUUAUCGAAACCAACACUCACCUGCCGCGCCCUCUGAACUUCAAUGUCACCCUCGUCAGAGGUCAAGCUCCAAAACUAUACGAAGCGGCCAAAAUAGCGAAGCAGGCACAAAGAACGAUUAAGACAGGGAAACGGAGAGGUCGACCUAUCGGUGAGAUGAGCUAUGAGGACGCUCUCGAGCUCCUCAACCACGCCAACAUCGAGAUUUUGAACGACAUGCCAUUAGUUCCUCCAAGCAGGCCCCUUCGCACUGUGGUGCCUAACAUGGAACUUGGCGAGGAUGACGACUCGGACUCGGACACAGGAUUCGAUACUCCUCCUUACGUUGAGAGUGACUUCGAAACUCAUAGGCCCCUCACGGGGACGUCGACCCUGACCGGAAGUCGGCCUGGCACAGGUCAGGACGAAACUCCGGAAGAAAUAACGCAGCUGUUCAUUUCAAUGACUUUGUCUAUAGAACCGACUGAUACUCGUCGACUCAUGUGGGCCAGGUUCCUUGGCCUGAACGUGGGAGAUGCCUAUCGGCCCCUUCGUCUUCGCGAGUCUGAAGGGCAGCUGAUGAAAUUCGCUGCGUAUUAUGUACAACAAUCACUUUAUUCAGAUACAACUCUGGACUCUUUUGAUGUCGCUACUCGUGCUGAAGCCAAAGAGAAUCUCAAGAAAUUGCUCAUCGGUGAUAGCAUGCAGAUCCUACCUACCGUCUUCUACAUACAGGCCGUCAUCGUAUCUAACGAACAGGCAGAACUGCUCAAGCAAUUUUACAGUGAUUGCUGCGAAUGCGCCGAAAGCGUUGCCAAUGUAACGAGUCGCAUUGUUUUGCCGAUCUUUAGAGCUGGCAAGCUCAUCUCGCAACAAGGUACCAGCAUAGGUUUCACGUCGCCACAAGAAGAAUGCGAGCAGGAGGAACAUGCCAUCAAAGAAAUCAUGCUCAAGGCGGAACUAGACGCCGACUUUCACCGUAGCAAAGAUCUUCUGUUGUCUAUGAAUCAGGGAUGUUCCUCUACAUUUGCCAUUACGCAGUUUCACCAUGCGUGGGCAUUUCACCUGAUGGGCGAUCAUCAGAAAUGCCUAGACAUGUUGACUGAGCCGACUGGAUUGCCAUUGCUACACAGCGUGAUGGGCUCCAGCCACCUGUUUACUGUGAAUUGCUACGAUAUCAUGGCGAUCUGCUACGAAAAGAUGGGCAAUGGUCUUGCGCAGCAUUACAUCGAUUACGCAUAUUUCCAACUUCGACAAUGCCCAUAUCCUUUGCUUCCCUAUAAAUUCCGUCUGCUACAGCAUAUCUCGAGGACACACCUCCGCAGAUCCGCGACUAUCGGCGUAGAUGUUGAGCGAGGCAUUCAAGCAUUGGAGGAUGUGCUUCGAUUCAGAUGGGACUUCUUCGGUGCCUUCCAUAAAGCGACAUGGUUUGCUGCAGAAGAGCUUGUUCAGUCUUUGAAGAAGCAUGUCGGCAGUGAGGCAGCAGAGCGGCGAAGACAGGAACUUGAAGCUUCACAUGCUCAAGCGUGGCAGCUCCGCCGUCAUGACAGGCUGGAAAGGCUAGGCCAUGUCUAA
Lithohypha guttulata is the source of this 1773-nucleotide messenger RNA. RefSeq lists its product as uncharacterized. The transcript has 2 exons. Lineage: Eukaryota; Fungi; Ascomycota; Eurotiomycetes; Chaetothyriales; Trichomeriaceae. The record is from RefSeq and is a predicted model, not a curated record. The coding region runs from base 1 to 1773 and encodes 590 amino acids.